Molecule: messenger RNA, 3454 nt
Organism: Anoplopoma fimbria (sablefish)
Lineage: Eukaryota; Metazoa; Chordata; Actinopteri; Perciformes; Anoplopomatidae
Gene: heatr3
Product: HEAT repeat containing 3
Exons: 15
Coding region: 149-2185 (678 amino acids)
Biological process (GO): ribosomal large subunit biogenesis; protein import into nucleus
Source: RefSeq, a predicted model, not a curated record
UUUACGGCAAGGGAACAAUCUUCCACAUGGCCUCCAACCUGGUUGGAGCUUGAAUGUUUGUUUGCGGGUUUAAUCGCAAAGUCUGAGUGUACAAGUUGAAAAAAGAAUCACGUUACAUCCGCAGUUAGCUCUUUAAUAAGGGCUGAAAAUGGGUAAAAGUAAAACCAAUAAAUUUAAACGUCCUCAGUUCAAUUCAGUCGGGUUGCCGGCGACUACUGUGAAGGAAGAGGACGCCGAAGAAGACUACCACGGAGAUGAUAGUUGUCCCGCUGCGGAGUUGCUGGAGAAAUUGCAGAGUCCCAGUGCAGAUGUGCGAGAGUUUGCAUGUGCCAGCAUCUCUCGGGUGGUGCAGCAGAGUCAGACCAUCCCGGUGUUCCUCCAGAGGGACGCGGUGAGGCGGCUCGGGCCUCUGCUGCUGGACAAGAGCCUGGCUGUCAGGGAGACUGCUGCUGGGGCGCUCAGGAAUCUGAGUGCAUGUGGAGGUCAAGAGGUGUGUGAGGACAUGGUGAAGCACGACGUCAUGACUCCUCUGACAGCACUGCUUAGAGAGAGCUGCGCUGGUUUUGAGAGCGCUGCUGUGGCGAUGAAAGACCAGAAGAAUGCAGUAGAGGAUGUAGCCAACGAGGCUGUGAACCUAUUGUGGAAUCUGUGUGAGAGCAGCAGUCAGUCGCUGUCUAUGUUCAACAAAGCGGGCCUUCUGGAUUUGGUUGUCCAGUGUUUGGAGAGACACCCACACAACGUGGAGCUGGCCAUAUCUGCUGCCCACUGUUUGCACACUGUGACGGAGGAUAACCCAGAGCUGCUCUGUAGCGUGAACGCUGCUGUGCUCGGAGUCGUGGAACGCGUGUUGCUGACAUCUCAGCCCGGCAUGGCACACACUCUCCUCAGGACACUGGCUGCAGGCACACUGUGGAACAUGAAGGGCAGUUUGCCUGCAGCCCGUCAGACCCAGACCCUCAACGCUGUGGUGGCCACCUUGUCACAGUGCCUGGGUCUGGACACAGGUACAGUGAUACCUGAACUCAGACAAGCAGAAGAGGCUCGUAACAGAGAUACACCAGCUGCGGCAGACUUGGAGGACCAGGCCGCAGGUGUGCUCGCUGUGGCGGAGAUGGACGAGGAGGAGGAAGCACCUAAACGCAACAGGAAUGGAAAAGCUGUGAGGGUUGAUAACGACGUCUCUGACCUUUUGCCUAGGGACAAGGAGGAGCUGAGGGAGGCAACGGCCUUGCUGACAGCCCAGCAAACGUCCUUGGAGAUCAUCGUCAACAUGUGCUGCUCCGACGACCCUUCUGACGACGAGUGGGAGGAGGAGUCGAGCAGCGAUGAAAGCGACAUGGGUCCGGAUGGCCUUUGUGACGGAGUGUCCAAUCUUAUGUCUCCUCUGUGUUUGUCGGCUGAAGUGCACGAGGCCUUAAACAACCACAGCAUCCCAGAAAAGGUCCUCAAAAAGACUGAGUUCCCCAGAAAGGAAGCUAUGGAUGUGUGCCAACAGACUCCCUCCUGGAGAAGCCUGAUAAAAAAGAUGCAGCGGGUGCAGUCCCGGGCGCUGACGUGCCUCCAUAGCAUCCUCUCCACCAUGGACGCCGAGUCUCUGGGUGGAGCGGCAGCCCUGCAGGCAGCAGCACAGCACCUUUCCACGCUGGUUUUUGGUGCAGCAGAGAUACCCAAAGACGAGGAGUUCCUGGAGGCCGUCAUAAGCGCCAUGCGCUCUCUUUUACAGAUGAUUGCCUCCAAAAAUAUCCCCCAGUGUAUGACCCCCCAGCAGCUCAUGAGUCUGAGCGAAGCUGCCACCCACUGCGACGUUGUCAGUGUGAGAGUCAACGCCGUGGCCGUUCUGGGCAUCACUGGCAGCACAUUAGCCAAAGAGAAGGGCACUGCUGAAACCCUUCAGAUGAUCGGAAACGCCUUACUUCAAGUUGCCACAAGGGACACCAACCUGGUUGUGAACGGAGAAGCCCUGGAUGCCUUGUUUGAUGUUUUUGCAGAUGGAGAGGAGGCAGAGACAGCUGCCAAAAACAUCCAGUUACUACCAGCACUGAAGGCACUUCAGCCUGUUUUCAAGGCCAAGAUUCGUAAAGAAGGACGAGGCAAGUACAGCCCCCAGCAGCUGUGUGUGCUAGACAACAUCAAAGUCAACCUGAGAAGAUUCAUCGGUUAUCUGGAGACGGUGGUGAAAAAAUAACGAUUAGACAUGUGCAAUCAGUUGGACAGAUAUGCUAACAGGAGCAUAGAACGAAGCAGAAUCUGGUCGUGAAACCAUCUAGUAUUUAUUUUAUGUUGUCAGUAUACCAUUUGUUUUUGCGCAGCCGUCAAUGUUCAUAUUCUCUAAAUAAUGAUUUACUAGUAUACUUGGUGAUGUGAAAUUUCUAUUGGUUGUUGAGAAAGAUGUGUAGAAAAUCAGAUAUUAGUUAGUUACUGCAAGUGGAGGUUAAGAGUCUUUUAAUUUGAAUUUUUUUGCUCACUUAGUUGAUAUGCAUCAUUUCACCAAAAAUGGUCGUCUGACAGACCCCCCAGUAACAUUUUUAAUCAGGUUUUGAUAUAUGUCCCCUUGAUUUUUGUCCCAUGGUUCAGUUGGUCAAACAUUGAUGUUUGCAGUUCUACUUCAAGGGGUAGGAGGAAGAGCUAUUCUAAAUGACAGGCCCCUUAAAGGAAGGAAUGUAGUAUCUGCUACAUAAUGAAAAAGAGAAGACUUUGUGUUAUGAAUAAUGUGUAACAGAAUCAGAAUUUAGUUUGGAAAGAAAUCGGCUUGCUUAAAGAGAAACACAAUAACAUUUGACUGUAAUUUCAGAAACAUACUAAGCUGAAAGGGUUCAGCAUGUUCACGGCCAAGGUUAAAAUGUAUAAAGUCAGACAUAUUAGCUUCAAGAAAUAUGCACAUAUUCUCUACCUCUGCCACUCUGAGGUCUCUCCACUUGCCAUAGAGAGUGCACACUCUGCCAGGCAACACUCUUCUACAUGGAGUGGUGACUUUUGCAGUGGAAUUUUUGUGACCUCCUCUGUCUGAGUCACCAAGACAGCCUUUCAACUUUUUACUGAACAAUUUCUUGUUGGAAAAUAAAUGAGACCACUGUUCUACAACUGUGCAGGUUUGAAUUACUUAAAUCCAGGAUAGAGCCAUCUAUUUUGCUCUGGAUCCGUAGUUUACAUUGCUUCAAGUCGCUGACAGAGUUGUAUUAUUAGUUUUCAUUAACGGUAAAUGGUAGAGAUUGAAUAGGUACUUGCACCCACAAAUGCCAUUUAAUCAAAAUGAAAAUGUCAAAAUGAAAUGUGUGAUAGUUCUUAUGUCUGAAGAGCCAGGCACAGUUCCUCUGGGUUCCCACAGCUUUUCAGGGAAAUGUUGAUAAAAAUACAUGUCAUUGCAUGUCAUUACAAACAAUUUCAAGAUUAAUCUGAGGGGAGUUAUGUCAUCAGGCUGUGAAUAAAUGCCUUUUUUGAAAUAAAUACGGAUUUC